Molecule: messenger RNA, 1921 nt
Organism: Xenopus laevis (African clawed frog)
Lineage: Eukaryota; Metazoa; Chordata; Amphibia; Anura; Pipidae
Product: protein KIBRA-like
Exons: 3
Coding region: 947-1255 (102 amino acids)
Source: RefSeq, a predicted model, not a curated record
ACUUUAGGUUCAGUAUGUAAAAUAUGGUAUUUUUAGCCACAUUUCUUUUUAGGGUUUAGUUCUCCUUUAAGUCUGAAACAAAGCAGUUGUUACAGUCUGACACAGUAUUUCCUAGAAAAGCUUCAAGUCAAGGAGCAUGCUCAGUAGGGGCGGAAAACUGCUGCUGAGAAAUGUAUAAGCUAACGGACCAAACAUUGAAUUCUUCAGAGCCUGGUGGUCAGCAUUCCUCAUACAAAGCAAAUAUGAGACCCCCAUUAGUUACUUCUAAAAUAAGUUUCUUUAUUCUUUGAGUAUGCAAGGGAAGUACUGGUGACAAAUCAGACACAGUUCCAGUGAGAAAUGUGGAAUUGUCUGGAGAGAGUGGAGAAAACUUACGGAAGAAUAUUAGGAAAGUAAGACUAAAAUAGCAACUGAAAUAACAGCCACAGCGGCCUGUGUAAAUAUUUGCACAGUAAGAUAACGAAUGAAAGACGUUGCAGGAAUUGAAGAUGAGUCCCACACAAAAUAAGUGGGGGGGAAAAUACUUGUUUAUUUAUUAAGGGAUACGUGAGCGCAAAUUUUGAAUGAAAAAAGGCUUUUGACUAUAAUUUUCUUUGGCUGAACAUGUGGAGCAGGAGCACUGUCAGUGUCUUUUAUUUCAGAUGAUGCUGUAGGCAUACAGGACACAGUGAUCAAGACAGACUGAAGAUCUACUGGUUAUAGUUGGUAGAUGGCACAUACACACAUAUAUAUAUAUAUUUAUAUAUAUACAGAUACAUAAAAGACAAGGUUUAAAACGACACAUUCAUCAGGUUUAACAGUCUGUCAAAGUGAAACUGCCUAAUAUUUUAGCUGAUCCAGAGGAAGGCAAAAUUUCCUAUAUAAUGCACUCGGGGUGGGGCUCAGUGUAACUUCUAUAGGGAAAUCAGAUCAGUCCCCUUUUUAUAAAGCUAAGCACAUUAUCCACAUGUACUCCAAGGCCAGUCUCCAUCGGGGAUUCACCAAGCGCCUGGGUGAGAAUGAGCUACCUCAGCGGGUGAAGGAUGAUGACACAUUCAAGCUUCUGCUUAGACAAGUGGAGAAACAGGUACAGAAGAUCGAGCAGAAAUACGAGAUGCAAGCAGAUAAGAUGAUGAGAGCAGCAGCAAAGGAUGUGCACAGGUUACGAGGGCAGAGCAGCAAGGAGCCUUUGGAGGUGCAGUCAUUCAGAGAGAAGAUGGCAUUUUUCACUCGGCCAAGAACGAACAUACCUACACUCACAGCAGAUGAUGUUUAAUAAUCACCAUAAAGUAUUUUAUGUUCUUUUUUUUCGGUUCUGAGCACCAUGGCAAAGGAAAUGCAGCCUGGUGAAGCUGAAAAUGUAAUUGUGUGGUGUAAUGAAGUUACAGAGUUUCAUGUCACUUAUUAUUUUGCAUUGCAAUAACCAGCAGAGUAACACUGGCUUGAGGUACGACAACACAAGUGGACAUUUUUAUUUUUAUCGUCGUGAUUACAAAACCAGCAUUCCUUUUCCACGUCUGUAUAGCUUGUAUAUUUAGAGCUGUAUUUUCAAAUGAACCAUUUCAGAUGUUGUGUGUGUGCAAAGUAUAACUUUUGUACAGUCCGCUUCAGAGAUUUGUAAUGCAAUAAAAUUCUAUUAAAAUGGGCUACUAGAAAAAAGGAAUAAUUCACGCAACUUUUUGGACAUUAACUAUUUUGUAUCGGAUGUUUUAGCAAAUUCGUGCUAUAUCAUAAAUGCUAAAUAGACAAUUUUAUGAUAUAAUACAGUUUGGAAUAUAUUUUGAAAUGCACUUACCACAUUGUGGCCCCCAUGGAAAGACAAAUGAAGAAAAAAAAUCAGUUACCGGUUCCUUAAAUUGGUCUAAAAUAUUAUGUGAUGAACAUUUUAGUGGUGCCUAGUUACGGUCAAAUGCAAUUUUUGGUAAUAAAAGCUUAUUUUCAA